Molecule: messenger RNA, 2320 nt
Organism: Xiphias gladius (swordfish)
Lineage: Eukaryota; Metazoa; Chordata; Actinopteri; Istiophoriformes; Xiphiidae
Gene: fkbp7
Product: FKBP prolyl isomerase 7
Exons: 4
Coding region: 197-856 (219 amino acids)
Molecular function (GO): calcium ion binding; peptidyl-prolyl cis-trans isomerase activity
Source: RefSeq, a predicted model, not a curated record
AGGAGGGGUUAUGGGGGGGGGGUCAUGCCCCGGGCUAGGUGUCAUGAAUGAGGCGGGAUUUUGUACGCACCAGGAAGCAGAAAACCCUGACAGACUGAACUCAGGAUAGAGAAGUCCGAGACGCCCUGGCAACCUCCCCGCGUUCCUCAGUGUGUUCAAGCGUCUCUGUCAGAAGUUGCCACGCAUACACGGCGUUAUGAUGUGGAGAUUGGUGAGCUGCACACUGUGCUUCUUUGUCUUUUCACAGCCCACCCUACGGUCUGUUUGGGCCACGGAACAUGAGCUGGGCGGCGAGGUCAAGAUCGAAGUUCUGUUUAAGCCCGAGCAGUGCACUCAGAAGAGUAAAAAAGGAGAUCUGAUGAACGUUCAUUACGAUGGCUUCCUCGCCAAAGAUGGUUCCCAGUUCUACUGCAGUCGAUCAGACAAAGAUGGGCACCCUCAGUGGUUUGUCCUGGGUGUUGGACAAGUCAUCAAGGGCCUCGAUAUUGGGAUGAUGGAUAUGUGUACUGGAGAGAAACGAAAAAUAACCGUUCCAUCUGCCCUGGCAUUUGGAGAAAAAGGCAAAGAUCCAGUGCCACCCAAUGCGACGGUGGUCUUUGAGGUGGAGGUCUUCUCGGUGUCCAGGGGACCACGCAGCAUGGAAGCUUUCAGAGUCAUUGACCUUGAUAAAGACAAAAGUCUCACAAAGGCUGAGGUAAAAGAAUAUUUGAGAGUGGAGGAUGAAAAAGGAGGGAAUGAAAAGGGUGACCCUUUCUAUGAGAAGAUUAUGGCUGAUAUAUUUCGCAAGAUUGACCACGACAAAGAUGGAAUGAUCAGUGUAAAGGAGUAUAAUAUUUAUGGACAUGACGAGCUUUAGUGUCGCAAUCGUUGACCCAGGUCAUUUCUCAGUUAUCGGAUCAAUUAGACAUUCAAUUAACCAAGAAUAGUUAACGGGACAAUCCACCCGCAGAUGUUCUCACACUGUCAGAAGUCUGUUUAUUAUUUUCACUCAAGUCUGGGUCAUAUCUUUGUAUUUUUUUUUUGGUCCAACCACUUUACUUCAGCAUGCCUCAUCCCCUCUUCUUCAGUCAGUGGUUUCCUACCCCUACAUUCAAGUCUAUCGAAGAAGCAGAAAAGUGUAUCUCUUCCUUGUCUGUAGUUGAGUUCUCCCCAUAUCAUUUUUCAUCAGUUAAAUGGCUUUUUUUUUUUUUAAAUCCUUCUGCUGUGAAAAGACUCUAGCUGUGAAUAUCGCAAUGAGAUAUCCCAUUGUCCAUGUUUGACCAGUUAUCCAUGAUAAUGAUAUGAAAUUUCUCACAGGCUCCUCCUUGAUCUACUGUGGCUUGGAUUGUGUUUCCCCAGUAUGUCGCUUUGGACAGAAGCAUCUGCCAAAUGAAUGUAAAAUGUAAAACAUCAAAGACCUAAAUGGGAUCCGAAAUGCUGGGGAAUCACCCUUAGCUGUUUUUUUUAUAAAAAGUCUUUAAGAGUUUAAGGGUGGAUUAGUCCUUUAAAAAGCAGACAGGUUAGAAGUGUUUUGAGGUAUUUGGAGUCCCCAACACGAGUUGACUAGCCUCCCAAUUUUAAUACCAAGUAUUAAACUAUUCAAGUAAGAACAUCCGCAACCACGGUGAAAACUAUUACUUUUCUGCAAACACCACCAAAUUUUAUUAUUUGAAAUGUGGUAUAUUUUUUGGUGAAGAUUGACUCAAUUUGCAGCACAACGUACAAACCACAUGAUUGCACAACGUUUUGGAAUCAGGGGCUUUGAAACUGGAACAGGACUGUCAUGUGAGAACUGAGACGAUGUUUUAAGCUGACACAAGAAAAAAUAGCUCCAACUUUCCUACUUCCCUGUGAGGUUUUUUCCUGCCCUCUGAUAUGCAAUAUUGCGCGAGUCCACGCAGAGAGGUGACUGCUAUAUUUUUUGAGUCCCACUCUUUUUGAAACACUUCUCAGAUUAAAUGUUUGUUAUAAACAAACGUAAACUAAAUGAAAUGUGGCAGUGGCUUGAAUAUAAUUGUUGAUGAAAUGGACUUUUAUAUGCAUUGUGGUUUGUCAGAAAUGUUUUACAAGUUUAGUGUACAUCUUUUAAGGCCAAAAAUCAGGAUUAUCAUUGUAUUCAGCUGAACCGUUGUUGUAUUUAGAAACACAAUAAAAAAAACCCAUAUUACAUGUGUAAAACUACAGUACGUCUCAUGUAAUUCAGAUUUUCCUCCUUGGUUGCAGCCAUGGAUUUGUGGGCUUUUUGAGAUCUUGCAUUUAACUUCCAUCUUAGGUUGAUUUAGCAGACAUGAGAGGACGGACCUCGUAAGACAAAUGUUUUUUAGUGUUAUGUGUUUUUCUG